AUGGAUUCUACGCCUCCUUCCCUCCGUUCGAACCCUAGAUCCGUGUCGCGUCUCGCUCGAGCCAACAACACUCUCGUCAAAUCUCACAUUCCAUCUCUCGAUUUGGUUCUAUCCUCUCCGAAGAACAAGAACAAGAACAAGAACGAUACUCCUUACCCAUCACCUGUUUCCCUCAAUUCCCCGUCUUCUCCUGUUACCCUUCGCGAAAUCCUCCUCUUGUCUCCUUCCCCUCUCCGUAAAUCCAGAACCCGUCUAACCAAUCGCUUCGAAACGGAAGCUGCCGAGGCGGCAAGACGGUGCAGGGCGAAGGGAGGGCAAAAUGGUCUUUUGGCCUCUGCCUCGCCCAGGAACCGCCGGAGAUCAAGACGAAGGUCGGAGAUGGUGGUGGAAACGAAGGAAGGUAACGAUCAAACCCCAAAACCGACAAAACAAAAGAAGAGUGGUCGUUCUAACAAGGAGAAGCAUUGUUCGGCUCCUUCUUGUCCACCUUCAGAUCUAAACCAUGAAGAUGUUUGUCAAGGUGAUUUGGAGAAGAUCAGAGAGAAUAUCAGUGAUUUGAUCAUGUGGAGAGAUGUUGCGAAAUCUACUCUCUGGUUCGGUUUCGGAUCAAUCUCAUAUCUUGGACUUUUGUUUCUUGGGGUUUCGUUCUUAUCAAACACUCUUCGCCAAAGGGUAACGGAAGAAGCAACUCGGAGAGAGCUUAAACUGAGUGAAGAGGAUGUAUUACGAAUAGCGAGACGGAUACUUCCCAUCACCAACUUAGCGAUUUCAAAGACGAGGGAGCUUUUCUCUGGGGAACCAGCAAUGACACUAAAAGUGGCACCCUUUGUAAUAAUUGGAGCUGAGUAUGGUUACCUCAUAACAUUGUGGAGGUUAUGUGCAUUUGGUUUCUUCAUCAGCUUCACCGUUCCAAAGCUAUAUUCAUGUUAUGCGAGUCAGAUUAACCGAAAAGUGGAAAGUGCACAAAAGAGAAUAGUUGAAGCAUGGGGAAUUUGCACACACAAGAAGAUCGUUGCAGGCUCUAUAGUUACUGCAUUCUGGAACCUGACUAGUCUCAAGACCCGUUUUUUCACAGUGUUUAUCAUUGUGGUCGUAAUCAGAUACAGAAGGCAGAAUCUACAGUUAGAUUCCGAGGAAGAAGAGGAGAAACAGCAAGAACAAACUCUCCCGGAGCAACAAGAAUCACCGGAGGCAAAGUCGCCGGCGCCGUCAAUGGAAGAAGAGCAAGCGAUUGCGGUGGUUGCAGAGUCUGAAUGA
Molecule: messenger RNA, 1257 nt
Organism: Arabis nemorensis
Lineage: Eukaryota; Viridiplantae; Streptophyta; Magnoliopsida; Brassicales; Brassicaceae
Source: the annotation of a GenBank genome assembly